AUGCCUCCUAGAAAAAGUAAGACCACGAAGAGAAGAUCUAAUAUUUCUAUGACGAGAAGACCCACCGUUAUUAAGAGAAGUAGAGUUAAUAGAACAGGAAAAGACUAUUGGAGACAUGAAUUUAAACAACGUAUCAAAUUUCUUAAGCGAUGGAAAUUACGAUUUCCAGGAAAGGAUAAAAAAUUUUUCGAUGAUAAAAUCGAAAAAAUUGGAAGGUGGAAACAAGUUGUUGAGAAUUCGACUGAAUCUAAAAAUAUUUUUU
This is a messenger RNA of Dentiscutata heterogama, 262 nucleotides long. NCBI's taxonomy places the organism in Eukaryota, Fungi, Glomeromycota, Glomeromycetes, Diversisporales, Gigasporaceae. The record is from the annotation of a GenBank genome assembly.